Silurus meridionalis is the source of this 2557-nucleotide messenger RNA. It is a transcript of the gene syn2a, whose product is annotated as synapsin IIa. The transcript is spliced from 11 exons. Gene Ontology annotation, cellular component: synaptic vesicle; synaptic vesicle membrane. The record is from RefSeq and is a predicted model, not a curated record. The coding region runs from base 177 to 1577 and encodes 466 amino acids. Gene Ontology annotation, molecular function: ATP binding. Gene Ontology annotation, biological process: neurotransmitter secretion. Lineage: Eukaryota; Metazoa; Chordata; Actinopteri; Siluriformes; Siluridae.
ACGACGUCAGCAUCCCAGGCGUCGAUAGCGGAGAGGAAGCGCAGAGACGAGAGGAGGAAAGCCGUUCCGUUCAGAUGAGUGAUAAUCUCUCCUGAAGCUCACUCAUAUUCUGCAGUCGUUAUCUGCUCCAUCUGGGUCCUCCAAUCUCGGAUCAGGAAUUUAGAUCAUCGACAGCCAUGAACUACCUGCGCCGCCGUCUCUCCGACAGCACCUUCAUCUCCAACCUGCCCAAUGGUUACCUAUCAGACCUGCAGAAACCCGAUCCUUCCCAACCUUCUCCACCCGGGGUGGCAUCUGAAUCUCAGGUGUCUCCGAGCCAGAGCCAGAACCCGAACCCGAACCUGAACCUGAACCAAGAGAGGAAACCCCAGCCAGCUGCCCAGCCCUCAGGUGCAGGAUUCUUCAGCUCCAUCACCAAUGUAGUGAAGCAAACAGCAGCCUCUGCAGGGCUGGUCGAGCAGACACCCGUCUCUGUCUCCAAGAAGUUCAAAAUCCUGCUGGUCAUCGACGAGCCGCAGCAGGAAUGGGCCAAAGUGUUCAGAGGAAAGAAGCUUCAGGGAGACUAUGAGAUCCGAGUGGAGCAGGCUGAGUUUCAUGACAUCAGCGUGGUGUCUCACACUAAUGGGACCUGCAACGUGGCCAUGCAAGUCCUCAGGAACGGGACCAAGGUGGUGAGGUCUUUCAAGCCCGAUUUUGUCCUCGUUCGCCAACACGCCUUCAGCAUGACGGAGAAUUCUGAUUUCCGGAACCUGAUCAUUGGUCUGCAGUACGCUGGAGUCUCCAGCACCAACUCUCUGCAGUCCAUCUACAACAUGUGUGAUAAACCAUGGGCCUUUGCUCAGCUGAUCAGCACACACAGGAAACUGGGAGCUGAAAAAUUUCCGCUGAUCGAACAAACCUACUACGCAAACUACAAGGAGAUGGUAACCAUGCCAACCUUUCCUGUGGUGGUGAAAAUUGGACACGCCCACUCCGGUGUGGGUAAGGUGAAAGUGGACAAUCACACAAAGUUUCAGGACAUAGCGAGUGUGGUGGCCCUCACGCAGACCUACAGCACGUCUGAACCCUUCAUCGAAUCCAAGUAUGACAUCAGGAUCCAAAAAAUUGGAAACGACUACAAAGCCUACAUGAGAACCUCCAUCUCAGGAAAUUGGAAGUCCAACACAGGAACAGCCAUGCUGGAGCAAGUGGCCAUGACAGACAGGUAUAAGCUGUGGGUGGAUGCGUGCAGUGAGAUGUUCGGGGGUUUGGAUAUCUGUGCAGUUAAAGCUAUUCAUGGUAAAGAUGGAAAAGAUCACAUCACUGAGGUGGUCGGUUCGUCCAUGCCUCUGGUUGGAGAUCAUCAGAGUGAAGAUCGGCUGCUCAUAGCAGACGUGGUUAUCACCAGGAUGAACCAGGUCCUGUCCCAGAACCCUAAGAGACCCACCACCAUCCAGCCUUCACAGAACGGCUCUCAGAAGGACGCGGUGACGGACGGAAAGAAGACGCCGACACAGAAAGCUCCUCAAGGCUGUCUGCAGUACAUUCUCGACUGUAACGGAGUCGCAGUCGGACCCAAACCGGUUCAGGCCAACUGAGACCAGAGAAAGAGGAGAAGAGAGGGAGAAGGAAACAUGACGCUCUGCAUCAAGAUCUUACCACAGAUCAGCAGAUUGUAAUGCCACAGUGGUGUGUGUGUGUGUGUGUGUGUGUGUGUGUGUGUGUGUGUGUGUGUGUGUGUGUGUGUGUGUGUGUGUGUGUGUGUGUGUGUGUGUGUGUGUGUGUGUGUGUGUGUGUGUGUGUGUGUGUGUGUGUGUGUGUGUGUGUGUGUGUGUGUGUGUGUGUGUGUGUGUGUGUGUGUGUGUGUGUGUGUGUGUGUGUGGGCGGGUGUGUAUUCGACAGCGAGCCUGGACUGUUUAAUCCCCUAUGCAGUGUCAGUGUGUUGCUUUAGUUGUGCGCUUGUGAUGGUUGCUUGUUGUUCGUGUGUAAAGCGGUUGUGAAAUUCAGGGCUGUGUUUAACAACGUGGUGUUCUUCUAACGAGCAGAUGGUUAACUCUGAGCUCAGCAUUGCUUUCCUCCUCCUGAAUUAGCCUGGUUUUAACUUCUUCAUGAUCCUGCUUUCGUCUUCUAUAGUGUUCAGAGCGUUCAGUGUUCAGUAUAAAUGUGUACAGAGAUGAUUAUUGACUUUAUUUUUGCAUGAGCUCACAAUUCAGCUCACACAUUCGUGACGUCCUGGGUGUGUGUGUGUGUGUGUGUGUGUGUGUGUGUGUGUGUAAAACAUCGUCAGCUGUAGUUUAUUAAAAGGUUUCACAGCUCAUGAUUGUAGAUCUAGAUUAAAAUCAGGCUUUUAUUUACUCAUGAAGUCUUUAAACGUGACCUUUUAUUACAUUUUAUAUGAUUUUUGAGUCUAAAGAAGUUUCUAGGCAGCUUUUAGAUGUUUAUAAUACUGAGGCACUGAAAUUACAAUUAAUUAACACACUGGACCAACAUAAUAAUAAUGAUAAUAAUAAUAAUAAUAAUAAUAACAAUAAUAAUAAUAAUAAUAAUAAUAAUAAUAACAAUAACAAUAAUAAUAAUA